Molecule: messenger RNA, 5554 nt
Organism: Calidris pugnax (ruff)
Lineage: Eukaryota; Metazoa; Chordata; Aves; Charadriiformes; Scolopacidae
Gene: ASAP2
Product: ArfGAP with SH3 domain, ankyrin repeat and PH domain 2
Exons: 28
Coding region: 30-2972 (980 amino acids)
Biological process (GO): positive regulation of GTPase activity
Cellular component (GO): cytoplasm
Molecular function (GO): protein binding; GTPase activator activity
Source: RefSeq, a predicted model, not a curated record
UGGAUGUUGACCGAACUGUUCUGUAUAAAAUGAAGAAAUCUGUCAAAGCCAUAAACUUAUCUGGUUUGGCUCACGUGGAAAAUGAAGAACAGUAUACACAAGCACUGGAGAAAUUUGGAGGCAACUGUGUUUGCAGGGAUGACCCAGAUUUGGGAACAGCAUUUUUAAAAUUUUCUGUGUUUACAAAGGAAUUAACUGCACUCUUCAAAAAUUUGAUUCAGAAUAUGAACAACAUAAUCACUUUUCCAUUGGACAGUUUGCUGAAGGGAGAUCUGAAAGGAGUAAAAGGGGACCUGAAAAAACCCUUUGAUAAAGCUUGGAAAGACUAUGAAACGAAAGUUACAAAAAUAGAGAAGGAGAAAAAAGAGCAUGCUAAGCUGCAUGGGAUGAUCCGUACAGAAAUAAGUGGAGCUGAGAUUGCAGAAGAGAUGGAGAAAGAAAGAAGGUUCUUCCAGUUACAGAUGUGUGAGUACCUGCUGAAAGUCAAUGAAAUCAAGAUUAAAAAAGGGGUGGACUUGCUUCAGAACUUGAUCAAGUAUUUUCAUGCUCAGUGCAAUUUCUUUCAGGAUGGAUUAAAAGCAGUUGAAAGUCUCAAACCUUCAAUUGAGACCCUCUCGACAGAUCUUUAUACAAUUAAACAAGCACAAGAUGAGGAAAGAAGACAAUUAACACAGCUUAGAGAUAUUUUAAAAUCAGCACUCCAGGUUGAUCAGAAAGAGUCUAGGAGAGAUUCUCAGAUCCGUCAGAGUACAACUUACAGUUUACACCAGCCUCAGGGAAACAAGGAACAUGGCACUGAACGGAAUGGUAGUCUGUACAAGAAAAGUGAUGGAAUCAGAAAAGUGUGGCAGAAAAGGAAGUGCUCAGUUAAAAAUGGUUUUCUUACAAUUUCCCAUGGUACAGCCAACCGACCUCCAGCAAAGCUCAAUCUGUUAACCUGCCAAGUGAAAACAAACCCAGAGGAGAAAAAAUGUUUUGACCUCAUAUCACAUGACAGAACCUACCACUUUCAAGCAGAGGAUGAACAGGAAUGUCAAAUAUGGACAUCUGUGCUACAAAACAGCAAAGAGGAAGCUUUAAAUAAUGCAUUCAAAGGAGAUGAUAACACAGGAGAAAAUAAUAUUGUCCAGGAACUGACAAAAGAAAUUAUAUCUGAAGUCCAGAGGAUGACUGGAAAUGAUGUGUGUUGUGACUGUGGAGCACAAGAUCCUACCUGGCUUUCAACAAAUUUAGGAAUUCUAACUUGCAUUGAAUGCUCAGGAAUCCAUAGAGAACUUGGUGUUCACUAUUCCAGGAUGCAAUCACUUACAUUAGAUGUGCUGGGAACAUCUGAACUUUUGCUUGCAAAGAAUAUUGGGAAUGCUGGGUUUAAUGAGAUUAUGGAAUUCUGUCUGCCAGUUGAUGAGACGGUCAAACCUAAUCCAAGCAGUGAUAUGAAUGCAAGAAAAGAUUAUAUUACUGCCAAGUACAUUGAGAGAAAAUAUGCAAGGAAAAAGCAUGCUGACAAUGCAGCUAAAUUACAUGCUCUUUGUGAAGCAGUCAAAUCAAGAGACAUUCUUGGAUUAGUCCAAGUAUAUGCUGACGGUGUGGAUCUCACAGAAAAAAUUCCGCUGGCCAAUGGCCAUGAGCAAGAUGAAACCGCACUUCACCUUGCUGUUAGGUCAGUUGAUCGAACAUCCCUUCAUAUAGUUGAUUUUUUAGUGCAGAACAGUGGCAAUCUAGAUAAGCAAACGUGUAAAGGUAGCACAGCCCUGCAUUAUUGCUGCCUGACAGACAACGUUGAGUGCCUCAAACUGCUGCUGAGAGGGAAGGCUUCUAUUGAAAUAGCUAAUGAAUCAGGAGAGACACCACUUGAUAUAGCUAAACGCUUAAAACAUACUCACUGUGAAGAGUUGCUUACUCAAGCACUGUCCGGAAGAUUUAAUUCUCAUGUUCAUGUCGAAUAUGAAUGGCGGUUACUCCAUGAAGAUCUGGAUGAAAGUGAUGAUGAUGUGGAUGAAAAGCUGCAGCAACCCAGUCCCAAUCGGAGAGAGGACAGGCCCGUCAGCUUCUAUCAGCUUGGAUCAAACCAACUUCAGCCUAAUGUAGCAUCCUUGGCAAGAGAUGCAGCAAACAUUGCUAAGGACAAGCAAAGAGGAUUUAUGCCAAGUAUAUUACAGAACGAAACGUAUGGAGCAAUACUCAGUGGCAGCCCACCUCCCAUGCAGCCUGCAGUUCCUGUCACAAGCAGUGCACCUCCUCUACCUCCAAGGAAUAUUGGCAAAGUUCAGCCUUCAGUUCUUGGCAGUGGUAUUCAGACAAUUUCUUCAUCUAAUGCAAUGUGGAAGACAAAUUCUUUAGGAGUGGAAAGUAUAAGCAGGCAAAGGUCUUCAUCAGAUCCACCAGCUAUUCAUCCCCCUGUGCCGCCAUUGCGUGUAACAUCUACAAAUGUGCUUUCUCCAGCACCACCGCCCCCGGUGGCAAAGACAGCCAGCAUCAUAGAAGCUUUGAACCAGCAAUCUAAACAACAACCAGCUCCUCCACAAACUAAGCCAACCCCACCACCACUGCCCCCACAGCCUCCUAGUAGAAUCUCUCAAAGAAAGCCUAUUCCUGGGAUGGAGAAGUCAUCUGGUUUAACUAACAAAGGGCAGUCCAGAGGACUUGGGUCUCUACAACAAACUGCAGGAGAGUCGUCUUCUGUAUGCGAAAUUCCAGUAACACAAACUGGUUCUACAGCAAAUCCUUUGGCACAGAUCCAGCCACCAGCACCAAUGCCAAGGAAAUCACAAAUAUCAAAAACUAAACCCAAGAGAGUAAAAGCAAUUUACAACUGUGUAGCAGAUAACCCAGAUGAGCUAACUUUUUCAGAGGGAGAUAUUAUUGUGGUUGAUGGUGAAGAAGAUCAGGAGUGGUGGAUUGGCCACAUUGACGGAGAUCCCAGUCGGAAAGGAGCUUUCCCUGUAUCAUUUGUGCACUUUAUUGUUGAUUAAGUUGCUACUGAUAAGUGGAGACAUUUCUCAUUUCCAGCAGUCACAGAAAUAAGUUUUGCUCUAUUUCAUUUCAUCUACCCAUCUGCAGACACCUUGCCAGAGCACUGCCCAAGUCCUAGGUACUGUAGCUUACUUUUCUAUUGCCAUUGUUCUGAUUUUGGGACUUUUAAAACUUUUUUUCUAUGUGAAAACUUCUCAUGAGCAGUUUACACUUUUUUUAAAAAAACAAAACAAAAACAAAACCAACUCUUGCUGUAUUUUUCAAGGUGAACUGAAAAGCUUUAACGAUCAAAAUCCAUGUAAGUGUGUGAACAUCACAAGGUGAUGAAUGUUCUUUUCAAUCAAUUCACUGUAACUCUAUUCUCCCUCUCGUAAUGUGGCAGUACCACGGCUGAGUGUUGCUUCCCCAGUCAGAGAAGUGGUGUGUGUCUAACAGGGCAGUGAAUUUAUUCCGUUCUCAACACCAUUUGAAGUGUUGGAACCCAAACGCGCAAGCUGCUGCGUAGUUCUCAAUGGGACUCGUCCAGCAUCUUGCCAUUCUGGCUGUCACCCAGGAUGUCAACCAUUGCAAAGGAACAGUUCUAUUCGGGUGUCUUUGGCCAGGUAAAAGUGAAAAGGUAUUUCAGUUUACCACAGGAGAAACUUCUUUCUUUCAGAAUGGAUGUAGAUAUUUGCUUAAAGUUAUCCGAGAUCUGUGUUAGUCGUUGAACUUCCUAGUUCUAAUUUUGUGAGCUUGAGACUGUUUCAUUUUUCUAUGCUGCACGUGUGUAGAACCUGUUUUUUGAAUGUUCUUUAUGUAUGUUACAUCCAUUUCGGUCAUUUAAUGUGACUACUGCUGGUUAACUAAACUAUGGCAAUAUUAACGAGUUACUUCAUUAACUCGAGGCAAUGAAAACUGCACUUCCUGAAAUGUACUUAACUAUGAUGAUGGAUUGCAGAGCAUUUCUUACCCUUCUCUCAUUCUAGUGGUUAGACUUCGCUUUUAAAUUUCUUGAGUUUUCUUAAACCAUCCAGCAACGUGUUCACAGAGAGAACAUAUUUGGUGGAACACUUAGAUAAUUAUCCUUGGUCAAUAAGGUAUCCGACACCUCACAAGUACACUACGUUAGGUUUCUGGUUUUAUACCGUUUGUGUGCCACUACCUUGCAAACAAUGCUAGUUUGCUGACUCACUCUGUAUUUAUAUGAUAGACCCACGUAUAUGGUAGCUACACUGUUGUUAAAUUUGUUUUACUAAUUUGUGAACAAAGGCUAGGCCAUGGGUGGUUCCCGGUUGGUUGAUGGGAUGCAAAACACCAAUACUCCAUCUGACGGCGUUUCGGCGCUUGCAUAUUGAGAAAUUGUACCGGUUUUUGCUUAUGCUACAGGAAAACAACUGAGGGCAUAGGAUGAGAAACAUCAAUGUCUAGGUCACAUUGGCUUUGAUCACGUUUCGUGACUAUCGUAUCUCUAGGUUUAUCCAGAGAACUUUGAGUUUCUGACAAAUGGUGUUUAAAUGGGCCUGUGUCACGAGGAACGGAACGGGAACAGGGCACGGCCAGAUGGGCUGCACGGGGAGAGACCCCCAGGGCCCGUCCCUGCCGUGGCCGGGUGGGCUGGCAGCCUCCCACCAACCACCCCUGGGCACGGCCAAGGGCACGGAACCCUCCUGUCCUAGAUGCUGUUGCUGCAGUAACAAUGGGGAACAAACUGGAACGUUUUCGAGAUGCUCUUGUUGCAAGUUGAAGCAAAUUAGUCCGUAUUUUCAAAGCUCCCAGUAAAAACUAAUAGAGUAAUAGUUUAGCACUACAGUUUUAUUCACUUACUGAUACGUUCAGUUUGCAACACUAUUUUGUAUGUUUCUAUCCCUGAUAGAGUCUAGAGAGUAAAUGGGCAUAUUAUUUUGCACAGAUCCCCUAAUGUACAGUAUUUUUAACACAGAAUCUUAUAGUGUAUGUAACAACUCGUAAAGUUAAACAAUGAUGCAAAUUUUCCUUGAGUUCUGCUAGAAGAGGAAUCCACUUUGCAAUGUCACAACCUCGUUCACCGGUUACUUAAAAACUAGGAAACUUGUAGAAUAGAAGUUAGUAGCACUAACAGUGCAGGCAGAUACAAUCUUGAGGACCAAUGAAGAGCAGCUAAGCAAAAUUUAUCCCUAGAUUUUCCGUCUUUCUCAAAAGUUUGCUCCUCUGCCAGAGGAAAAAGAAAUUCUAGAGCCUGUAGAUAUCUAUUUAUAAUAUAAAAUUAAGAAUUUUAAGUCCAAAAUUUUGGCAUAUUUCAUACAACUUUUCAAAUCUGAUUAAAAUGAUGAUUCAAAAAAACCCAACCUGUUAAUAGACAGACUAUUAGGUUGCUGUGUUAACUGUUUAAAGGAGCAAGUGACACUUAAAAUGCAGCUUAGAAUGCUAUGAGAUGUAUAAUAUUCAAUUCAGUUGUUUUUAUUUUGUUUAGUUGCAGAGCAACUGUAUAUAUUGUAUAACCUAAAAUCAACUCUUAUUUUCAAUGUCCUGGAUGCAGUGAUUUAUAAUUAGAGCAUGAUUAAUAAAUUUUACUCUUGUUAACCAGUCAAAUGUCUGGAAAAAAAUAAAACUACUUUUAAAAUCA